AUGCUUGUGGGGGUUACUUUGGGAGCAAAAGUACUGCGAUGUGGCUUUUCUUGGCUGACACUUUUCAAGGAUACUCAUGUCUAUUGCCUAGCAUGUGACCGGUACCAAAGAACGGUUGAGAUUGAACAUAGAGCUUAUUGGGCAUUGAAGACCCUUAACUUUGAUCUUGAAGAAGCUGGAAAAUUGAGGAAGCUUCAAGUUAAUGAGCUUGAUGAAUUGAGAAACGAAGCUUAUGAGAGUGCUAAGAUCUAUAAGGAGUGUACUAAGAUGUUUCAUGACAAGCAAAUCAUAAGGAAAACGUUUGAGUAG
This is a messenger RNA of Prunus armeniaca (apricot), 309 nucleotides long. NCBI's taxonomy places the organism in Eukaryota, Viridiplantae, Streptophyta, Magnoliopsida, Rosales, Rosaceae. The record is from the annotation of a GenBank genome assembly.